Messenger RNA from Penicillium samsonianum, 474 nucleotides. RefSeq lists its product as uncharacterized. Lineage: Eukaryota; Fungi; Ascomycota; Eurotiomycetes; Eurotiales; Aspergillaceae. The record is from RefSeq and is a predicted model, not a curated record. The coding region runs from base 1 to 474 and encodes 157 amino acids. Gene Ontology annotation, molecular function: dipeptidyl-peptidase activity. The transcript has 2 exons. Gene Ontology annotation, cellular component: cytoplasm.
AUGGACCAAAGCAUCAAACAGCAUUAUCUGGCUGACUCGCCACCUACUGUGGUCAGACUGGAAGUCAAGUCACAUUUUGAUACCCUCAAAGACCAAAACUUGAGAAAAUAUGCGCACUUCAUGAGCAGAGCGGCAUUUGAGGGCACUCGAGUCACCCUGCGCCAGGUUUCCCCCGAGUCCGAACCCAUCUACGACCUCAUCCUGUCACUCUACCGCGCCUCCGAUGGCGACUGGAACAGUCUUGCCCAAAAGACACAAGUCAGCUCCGAAGACCUCCGUUUCUUCCUUGAAUAUGCGGGUCAAUUCUUGGGCAACUGCGGAAACUACAAGGGCUUUGGUGACACAAAGUUCAUCCCUCGGUUGUCCGCAUCCGCAUUCGAGGCUCUGGCCUCGGCUACUGCGGAGACGAAGGCGGCUUUCGAGAAGGCUAACACCACUGGAGGGGGAUCUACGAGACCAGUGAACAGUCCAUGA